Messenger RNA from Cuscuta epithymum, 1419 nucleotides. The record is from the annotation of a GenBank genome assembly. NCBI's taxonomy places the organism in Eukaryota, Viridiplantae, Streptophyta, Magnoliopsida, Solanales, Convolvulaceae.
ACUUUAGCAGUAAACACCUCCCUUAGAGUAUUUAACCUAAGCCGGGUAUCACUCCCGCCAUUUUUGCUUAAAGAGAGUACAGGUCGGAGGAUGAGCCGCCUGAACGGUAAACACCUGAAAACGGAAGGUUCCAUUUCCGAAUUCAUUUUAUAGCUCAAAUACAUUUUUACUAUCGGCGUAUUUGAAUCCAGAUUCUUUCGUAACGGUCCUUGUGAAUUUGUUCAAUUUGUUCGCUGCCCUAAAAGACGUGUUUGCAUUUCUAGUAUUUGUUCAGUCAUCACCUCCGUUCUUUCUGUUUUCGUGUUUCUGUGAAUUAGGUCACAUGGAUUGGUGGGAAGGUGUUGAUGAAACCCGUAUUCUUAUUGCGCCAGGUCCUUCUAAGGUCGGGGAUGAUCCAGGGAAACUUUUAUCUCUUCGGCAUCCUAAAUCUGGAGAUGCAACAUGCUACCUCUUUGUUAACAGAACUCUUCAAGAAGUUCAUUGGUUCAAGCAAUCUUUUGGCUCUUGGUUCCUUGGUGAUUAUGUGUGUGAAGAUGGGAGCCUGUAUACUGCUACUCCUAUAGAUCCUGUCUUUGUUUUGUUGCCCCUUUUUGAAGAAGCACGGAUGACGAAGGCAAAUAAAGAUGAUCCGGGAAUGUUUAGGCAGUUGGAUGAAAUUAUUUAUGUCAGUGAUUAUCCGGAGUAUCAGUAUCUUUCAUCCAUUGCUGAGAAAUCGAUGCAAGUAGUUUGUGAUUUUAAAGAAAUGGGAUCAAUGAAGUUUUAUAGGCUUAACAACGAAAAGGUUUUAAAAUGGAUGUGUUUUAAGGUAGAAGAACUAAGGAAGACCUUGGUGACUUUGGAUAAGAACUUUGCUGCUAGGGAUAAGAAAGAUACAUUGAUUGAUACAGUUUCAAUUGUUGGAGAAUACUUGAAGGAAGAACCUUGGUUAAAGCUCCUUUGCUGUAAAUUAAGGAUAGACCUGAACAAGGAAACAAAAGCAUUGGGUGCUGAGAGCAUUUCAUCAUCCAUAGGAAAUCUUUUUGACCAGGGAAGGAAUGGAAAUGAUGGUAAACCCACUGAAACAAGACGACAAGCCAAUAAGAAGGCCAAACUGGAGACAAACUCCCAUAAUAUCAAGGACAUGUUUAGUAGGGCUACAAGGAAAAAAAAGUGAACUGGACAAGCCAACCAAAGAGAUUGAAGAAAGCAUUCUUGAGCGGGAGUUCAAGAAUAUAUUAAAGCCUUGAAACAAAGUUUCCCUGUUUAAAUGGAAUAUUGCAUCACCCGCUAUUUCUGCAAACCGCUCUGUACAAGAAAACAUUAUUUCACAUGAGUUAAUUAAUGUAUUACUAGUCCAAACUGGCAUCGAUUGAUUGGGCUAAGCCACCAGUGUAUUGUGCUUGCAGUGAGUAGUGAAUAAUUUUGUUACUUUUGUAAUGG